Musa acuminata subsp. malaccensis (wild Malaysian banana) is the source of this 1648-nucleotide messenger RNA. Its product is annotated as agamous-like MADS-box protein AGL65. Gene Ontology annotation, biological process: positive regulation of transcription by RNA polymerase II. The record is from RefSeq and is a predicted model, not a curated record. Gene Ontology annotation, molecular function: DNA-binding transcription factor activity, RNA polymerase II-specific; protein dimerization activity; RNA polymerase II cis-regulatory region sequence-specific DNA binding. Lineage: Eukaryota; Viridiplantae; Streptophyta; Magnoliopsida; Zingiberales; Musaceae.
CUCUCUCUCUCUCUCUCUCUCUCUCUCUCUCUCUCUCCUGCAAAUUGAUAUCCCCUGGCUUUCCGCUUCCUCUUUCCCCUUGGAUUGGAUCCUCGGAUGACCUGCAUUAAUAGCCCCAAAGAUCGCUUCUUGGGGAUAGGGGGUGCGAAUUCGCCGAAACGUUGUCUUUUUUGGUAUUCGCUGCCGGAAUAGCCCUAAAGAUUUUGAUUCUGGUUGUUCUGUGACUGCGAUCUCUGGUUGCAGCGCAGAGACUCAAGUUUUUCGCCUCCUCUUUGGUGUAUUCGAAGCUUUUGAAGCCCAAGGUCGCAUCUUUACAAGGUUUCGUGAGGGUGAGACAGAGAGAGAGGGAGGGUUGGGAAGGGGAAGCCGACAAGGGAUUCGAUGGGGAGGGUGAAACUGAAGAUAAAGAGAUUGGAGAAUAGCAGCAGUCGGCAGGUCACUUAUUCCAAGAGGAAAGCGGGAAUACUGAAGAAGGCGAAGGAGCUGUCGAUAUUGUGUGACAUCGAUCUUGUCCUUCUCAUGUUCGCGCCUAAUGGGAAGCCUACAAUAUGUGUUGGGGACCGCAGCAACAUUGAGGAGGUUGUUGCAAGGUUUGCUCAAGUAUCUCCACAGGAAAGGGCAAAAAGAAAAUUGGAGAGCCUUGAAGCUCUUAGAAAGACAUUCAAGAAGCUGGACCAUGAUGUUAAUAUCCAAGAGUUCCUGGGUUCAAGUACUCAAACAGUUGAGGAGCUCACUAAUCACUUGAGGUCAUUGCAUGGUCAAAUAUUAGAUGUGCAAAAAAGACUAAGUUAUUGGACCGAUCCAGAUAAGAUUAGUAACAUAGACCAUAUUAGGGCUAUGGAACAGUCUCUCAAGGAAUCUCUUAGCCGUAUUCAGGCGCAUAAGGAAAACUAUGGAAAGCAACUUAUUUCUUUAGAAUGCAGUGGCCAGUUCCAAAAUGACAUGCAUUUGUCCUCGGGAUUAGGCUGUGCGCAAGGAGCCUCACCAUUGCAAUGGCUUCAUAACAAUGAUGGUCAGCAAUUGAUGCUUCCACAAGAUGCUAAUUUGAUACCUCAGAGAGAUGUUGGCUGCUCCACAGACACAUCUCUUCAAAAUUAUCCUGCUUACUUCAGCACAGGAAAACAAACAGAUGCAAAUGAGCCAGUUCAGGAGGAUUCCUUGCAUGAGUUUAGCCCAAAUGCAUGUUUGAGGCUUCAGCUAGGAGGACAAUACCCGUACCAGUCCUAUGGUCAGAAUUUGCUCAGUGAUAGAACAUUCAAGCCUGAUGCCGAAAAUAGUUUACAGGAAAGUACAAUAGAUUAUCAGGUGAAUCAGUUUGAGACACCCAGGUCUGGAUAUGAUGCUAGCUUCCAGAAUUGGGCUUCCACAUCUGGGACUUGUGGUGUUGCAAUAUACGAUGAGCAAUCAUAUACCCAACAACCCAACUAGACGAAGAACUGGAUCAUCUGCCCACCCUUCCUGAUGGAAGAGAGCAUCCCCAGGACUUCAUCCUUGGAAAUCCUUUUUCAAGUGAUAGAUGGCAGGACGUGCCGGUACUUGCUGACUUAAUCUCCUUCUUACAAUCUUAUUAACACCCGAUUGAUGGAACUGUACAUUGUGAUUGUUAUAUAACGUGAGAUAGGAAAAAGGAUAUUUUCUUUUCUUUUUU